Molecule: messenger RNA, 1417 nt
Organism: Solanum stenotomum
Lineage: Eukaryota; Viridiplantae; Streptophyta; Magnoliopsida; Solanales; Solanaceae
Product: putative UDP-rhamnose:rhamnosyltransferase 1
Exons: 1
Coding region: 11-1417 (468 amino acids)
Molecular function (GO): UDP-glycosyltransferase activity
Source: RefSeq, a predicted model, not a curated record
AAGAACAAAAAUGAGUAAGAGUGAAAAUGUUCAUGUAGUAAUGCUACCAUGGUCUGCAUUUGGUCACCUUAUUCCAUUUUCCAAUCUCUCCUUAGCCUUAGCUGAAUUAGGAGGAAUUCAUGUUUCAUUCAUUUCUACUCCGAAAAACAUCCAAAGACUCCCUAAAGUUCCUCCUAACUUAACACAUCUUGUAAAACUAGUGGAAUUUCCAUUGCCAAGUCUUGAUGACAACACUCUUUUGCCUGAAGACGCCGAGGCUUCUGUUGAUCUUCCUUUAGAAAAAAUUCAGUACUUGAAAGUAGCUUAUGAUCUACUCCGAGAACCGAUCAAAAACUUCAUUGCUGAUCAAAAACCUGAUUGGAUUAUUGUUGACUUCUUUCAAAAUUGGAUAGUUGAGAUUGCUGAAGCUUAUAAUAUCCCUAUCAUCCACUUCAGUGUUUUCUCAGCUGCUUCAAGAGCUUUCAUGAUUGCUGCAAGAGCUUCAGGACCAAUGCCUGAAAGCCUCACAUUACCUGUUUCUGAGAAGCUGCAUUUUCCAUCAACGUUGGCUUAUCGGAGUUAUGAAGCAGCAGAGCUUUUCUCCUUGUCUUUCCAAGAAGACGCCUCAGGGGAAUCAUACGCUCAACGUUCAGCCAAGGUAUUGAGAGCAUGUCGAGCUGUAGCUAUACGUAGCUGCAAAGAAUUCGAAGGUGAUUAUUUGGAUGCUAUGCAUAAACUCAUCUCUAAGCCUAUAAUCCCAGUUGGAUUACUAUCACCACCAUCAUGUGUAGACCUCAACAUCAAUCGUGAUCAAUCCUGGCAGAGGAUCUUAAAAUGGCUCAAUCAACAGAAUCCCCAAUCAGUUUUAUUCGUAGGACUUGGGAGUGAGUGUAAACCAAGUAAAGAUCAAGUAUAUGAAAUAGCUCAUGGGAUUGAACUAUCUAAGCUACCAUUUUUAUGGAUAUUACAAAAGCCUAAAUGGUGUAGUACUACUUUAGAUGAUGUGAAUCCUUUGCCCGAAGGAUUCAGGGCGAGGAAUGCAGAGAAAGGCGUGGUGCAUAUUGGAUGGGCGCGUCAAAAGGAAAUUCUAGCACAUUCUUCAAUUGGAGGAGCACUAGUUCAAGGGGGACUAGGUUCAAUUGUUGAAACACUACAACAUGGACAUGUACUUGUUGUUCUGCCAUUUGUGCAUGAUCAAGGGCUGAAUGCAAGAUUGAUAGUAGAAAAAGGAUUCGGAAUUGAAGUGGAGAGAAAUGAAGAAAACGGAUCGUUUACUAGAAAGGAUAUAGCCAAGGCAUUGAUGUACGCCAUGGUUUCCGAGGAAGGUAAAGAGAUGAGAGAAAGAGCAAGAAAAGCUAUUGAUAUUUUUGGAGAUAUACAGCUUCAGAAUUCUUACAUUGUUAGCUUUGUUGAGUAUCUGAAAUUCUUACAUUGUUAG